Pomacea canaliculata is the source of this 8449-nucleotide messenger RNA. RefSeq names its product protein FAM102A-like. The record is from RefSeq and is a predicted model, not a curated record. The coding region runs from base 772 to 1848 and encodes 358 amino acids. The transcript has 10 exons. NCBI's taxonomy places the organism in Eukaryota, Metazoa, Mollusca, Gastropoda, Architaenioglossa, Ampullariidae.
CAUGUACACUAAAAACCUUUUGUAAAAUGUAGAUUAUCUCCCCUCCAUAACAGAUAAGCGAUCCAUGCAAACGAAGCAUAUUUACUAUUAAAAUAAUAUCGAAGCAAAACAUACAGUCAGAAAAAAGCAAACCUAAUUGUAAUAAAUCUUUUGUAAGAAUUUGUCCCUGUGGAUACUUGUAAAAGAAAAAAAUUAAUGAGUCAGAAUUAUUAUCAUAGGUCAGAUGUAUGAAAGGCAAUAAUACCCUGUGCUCUAAGGAAGCAAAUUGAAUUAUUAUAAUCCGUAAGCUAUAUAAGAUUAUUUUGAGUCAAUUUCCCUUCGACGGCAAAACAUUGUAUAAAAUAAAAAUAACUGGCAGAUUCACAGCACUGUAUGCAGCAUGUCUUCAUAUAUAAAUAUGUGGGUCAGGUUGUCAACAUGGUGCUGCAGCUGUUACUCGGCUGCAAUAAAUAACAUAGCGAUUCUAGUCCAAAAGAUUGAUUUUAAUAUAAAUGCUUCACUUAUAGUUGCUGGUGCACUAUUUUUAUGAAGCAGGGAAAGAUACUUUCAGGUGGCAGAUGCUGAAAGGAAGAGUUAAGCUGCUAGAGUGCUGUUUAUCACCAAUCAGAUAAGUUACUCUGCCAUGUCCUUGGUCUCUGCUACAUCUCAGCAUUCUCCCCAGUAUCACUGGAGAAGCAGCUAGCCAAAGAGUCAGCGCAAUGGUGUCCCAAGCCGGAGGCCUACGUACAGAUUUGAGUUUGGUUUGAUUCUCAACAAUGGUCCGGCCACAGAAUGAUGUCCUUCAUGUCUAAAAAGAAGAAGUUCAAGUUCCAUGUUCACUUGGAGCUUGAUGAAUUGGCCUCUGUACCCUUCGUCACUGGUGUACUAUUUUGCAAAGUGCGGCUUCAUGAUGGGGGCAGCUACACUGACUUCUCUCCCAGGGAGGAGGUGAGUAACAAUUGUGUCCGGUGGGGAGCCGAGUUCAACUUCCCCUGCAAGAUGACUGCCAACGCCAACACCGGCGUCCUUGACCCCUGUGUGUGCAGAAUCUCCGUGAGGAAGGAGAUGAAAGGCGGGCGUUCCCACCAAAAGCUGGGCUUUGUGGAUUUGAACCUGGCACACUACGCCGGCUCGGGCAGGCAGACGCGGCGCUAUUUGCUGGAAGGCUACGACGCCAAACACAGGCAGGACAACUCUAACGUCAAGAUCAACGUGGAGUUGUCUCUCAUUGCUGGGGAUCCUGUCUUCAAAGUGCCUUCAUCCUUCUCACUGUCACAGCAGAGUGACUCCAUGGUGUCUGGACUGGGGGCAGAAGGGGGGGAGAGAGCCCUCAGUGACGACAGGAGCGAGUGCAGCAUGGCCUCCAACAGCAGCAGCGGCUUCAGCAGCCUGACGCGCAAGGGCAAGCUGGACUGCCAAGCUCCAGAGAACAUUCUGACGGAAAGUGAGCCUGGAGAAAGGGAUGCAACCCUGAGUUACCAUUGUCAACCUUCAUACACAAAUGCUAUGAUGGAUGUGGAUGUUGCUGCUGCUGCUGAUGAUGACUCGAAGUUUGGUCAUUCACGGAACGCCAGCUACACAAGUCAGCAGUCGCGGGGCUCUGGGUAUGCCUCUCUCUCGCACAGUCGUCAGUCUAGUGUGUCAAAUGAAACUAGUGGACACAUUCGGACACCAAGUCUUGGCAGCACAUUAGAAAGGAGAAGGAAACUGGAGGAGUCUGGCAAGGAGAGUCUUGGAGCAACUCGAGUUGAUGCUGAGGCCCUGGUGCAGGAAUUGAUUGAGAGCACAGAUCUGGGCACCAACGACAGUGAGGAGACAUCUGGAUUGCAACUCUUAGUUCAGAAGGAUGGUACCAUGGCAUUGAGAUGAUGAUGGCAGUUUGCAUCAACUCCAAAAGUUUGUUCUGUCAAGUGGAGGAACAUUCUUUGAUUUAUUUUCCAGAUCGACGUCACUGUCAAAAUUGACCCUUGCAUUUCGUCAUCACAGCCAGAUCAUCAUAGUCGGCAAACUAAUCAGGAGAAAGAUUUCAAGACAGAUGCUCUCUGAUUUUGUAGGAAGGAUGUUUUUGUUUUCCUUCUGACGUGUUGUCUGGUGACUUUUUGUGAAAUCUGUACAACCCCUAGAUUGCAGAUACUUUCAACUGUGACAAGUUACAAGAACAGUAUGACCAUUGUCUUGCCUGGAUAUGCCCGAUUUGAGCUUAGUAAAAUGAUGGUUCCUGUUGUGUCUUGACCACACAGCGUUGCUGAAACAUUCUGCACAAAAUAGGUGGCGAUUUUUGUCAGAAGAGAGGUUUUCAUGAAUCUUGCUAAUUCUUAAGAUUAUAAUAGCUUUCUGAUUUGUCCACUAUCUUUUUAUGUAAAGAAUAGACAUAACUGUUCUAGAAAUCUUUAUAAAAUGUUUAUUUAAAUAGGUUAGGUAAGCUGGGUUUGGGAUUAUUCAGUCUGAUUUUGAACUGCUGUGAAGCAUAGUUCUGUUAGUUACAUGAGGAUGUCAGUAAGAAAAGAAUCAAAAACUUGGUUGAAAGAUGGCUCAGAGAUUCCACUAACCUAUCUUGCUGCCUCUUUACAUGAAGUUUCAGGGAUGUCAUUGUCAUUGUUCAAUCUUAUGCACUAUGUUCCUCUGUUUGCUGGGUUUUUUUCUUCUUGACUAGGAUACUUUUGUUUGUUGCACAGUUGCUGAAAUGUUAAAAUUGCUUCCAUGCCAGAAAUGUCAACAAACAUAUACAGUAAUAGCUGAAAAUGUGCAGCUUGCAGAGUUUUAUACACCAGGAAGUAGUGAAGUAUCGGCCUUGCUGUGUUUGUGCUUUUGGUAAAGGAAUAUCAUUGUACUCAACAUCAGCCAUCAUUGAUGAUGCAAAGUAGAUUAAACUUUUUUCAAUGAUAGAAGCAGACGUUUGCAGGAUUUAUUGCCUGUAAGUGGACCAUAUAUUUGGGGAAUAACUCCCUUGUCAGUUGUAUGUAAUUAGUUGGUCAGUGGCUAUAGUAGUCGAAGCAGAACAUAUUUAUUUAUUUGAAUCAUCAUAUGAAAGACUAGAAGAUAUAUAUAUUAUUGUAGACUUAGAUAAAUUUUACAGUAUGGGCAUUUUGAGGUGAAAAAAAGUGCAAGAGAUUCACAUCUUCAUUGGAAAUGAACAAGAUUUUUCAAGAUUAUGUUUAACUGCAUGAGAUGUUCCUGAUGGAUGUGACAUCAUGACCUUUGACACAGAUAUAGAUAAAUUAUUGUGUAUUAUCAUGAAAAUUAUUUAUCUUUGAUGAGAGAUGAACUAUAUUGUUUAUCACCUUGAAGAUCCAUGGCUUGUGGAAUUAUGUUGAAUACUAAAAUACAAGAAUUGUUGACUCUUGUUGAUCAUACCUAUUACACUUUAUACUGAAAAUUCCGAACAUGGGAAAUACAUUUAUGAAGAUUCCUUGACCUUUGGCGAAGGUGAGAACAGUUUACAGCAUUGUGUUUUGUCUUAAAGUAUGGUCAGUGCUUGCUGAGUGCUAAAUUCUUCUUGUUGUCAAACAGAUUUGUGACCUAUGGUAACACAUGACAUGAUGACCUGCACAUAUCGUUUUGACCUUUGUUUUUUCCCCCUCUCUCUCUGCCAGUGAUGCUGUGUGUGAUGCCUAGACUGCUGUGGCAUUUAGAGUUUGUUUACCGUUAUUGCAUACAUACAGUGUGAUCAUUAGCUGUAUCAUUAUAUUUAUAGUUAUUUGAGUUUUCCUUUGCCAGUGGUGAUUUAGCUGAAUGAUGAAUCCUGUCUGUUUUCUUACCUCAUUGCAGUUCUCCUAGCGUUUAGUCCACCCCAUUUUUCUUCCUCCAAAACUCCAUAGCUAGCUGCAAGUUUUAUAAAGCCUUGCUUAAUAAAUUGCACACUUAUUUUUCUUGAUGGCUCUUUAUCUUUGAGCAUGAUUAUAGAGUUGUGUGAUGGCUGAAACACCUGUCACAUUUUAUAUUUGUAAAGAGAGGGAUGCACCAUAUACCCUAUGGUUGCUUGGCCCUGUGGAAGGCAUUGUAUAGUUUCAAUACUUUGGUGACCUCAGUAAUAGUAAUUGGUGGCUGUCCAGUUCCUCCUGUAAAGACGCUUAUGCUGCAGUCCAUACAUACAGAUAUCUCUUGGUCUUGCCAGGCUAGCCGAACCACCCCUGUUCAUCCUUUUGCCGUCUGCAGAGGGAGUCCUCACCAAGUCUUUUGCAGCAGGUGCUGAUAAUCUGAUGAUAACAGGAACAGAAACUUGCCACUACCGUAAUAGCAUGUAGAGUCUGUGCCAUCUUACAUCUUGCUAGCAGCACAACGCAUCAUGUUGCCAUAGGUAACACAGUAAGAAUAAAGUUCCUAUUCAAACUCUCUUUCCCGUCACUUCUUCAGCUUUGCUUUGAAUAUCUUGGAAGCAGGCCAUCAUGAGGCAGUUGUGGAUAGAGGAGAAAGGGCUGGAGGCCAGAAGUAGUUGAAGAGUUACAGGCUAGUUCAGUUUCUUGCCAGAAUCCGUUGCAAAUUUGUGGCUUUUGCAGUUGCAUUACAUGUACAGAUUUUCAGAUCAGCAGCAUUGUUACACUGUAACAGGAUGCUGCUUUUGUCCCUCUUGUGAAGGAAAGCAUCUACAUAUGCAAAUCCAAAACCUGGUUGUGCUGUAUGCUGGCAUUGAAAGUUCCUAAUCUCUCCUAUAGUGUGCAUACAACGUAGAAUGACCUACACAUUGCUUACCUGUAGGCAGCCAUUUCUGUUAUGCUUGAUGCAAAUGUGUCAUUGUUCUCUUGAGUAAUAACUAUGACUGUUGUUAUUUUCACCAGAAUAUAAGAACUGUUAUAAAGGCAUUUUUUUUAAAUUCUAAUGCAGAUGGUUGGUUAUGUGUUUUACAUUAGGUGAUUGUUUAUUUUCAGGAAAAUACAAUAACUUAGAUUUUUGUGGUUUAAGAUGACUGUUUUCCAAGGCAGCAAGAUUCAUGCAUGAACUAUUCCUGAACAAGCAAAAAAAACAAACAUUUGUUGUAAGCAGAUAUGAAGAUUGAUGAUUCUUCAUUUUUCUUUUGUUUGUGAUUUUGUGUUUUAGAAAGGGAUUGCCCUGUAAAUGAGCUGGGUCAGCAUGGAGGGUCUGAUAAUCCUUACUCUUGUGCUGUGUAUUUUGUGUGAAUUUUGUUUGUUCUAUGCAACAGAAUCCAUGACUUGGACUUUUGAGUUGGAGGUCCGGUGACGAAACUGUCACCAAUACAGUAAAAGUUGGCUGUCUUGGGUUCAGCUCUUGUCUUGGGCACGCUGUUCUUUCUCUGUAUGUGGCAUUUGUUUACAGGACUGGCUGCCUUUGCCAUAAUAUAGCCUGAGCUUGGCAUAAAACACUAAUCCCUUUCGACUUUUUGGUUAGUUAGUCAUUCAGACCUAGGUAGUGAUAAUGGAAAAAAUACUUACAUGACAUAUUAGAAGAAACAAAUGUUAUGAUAUUGUGUGCCAGAAGAUAUUGCAGAGCAGCAGAAACACAGGAUGAAAGUGGAUGUGUUCAGUUCAAAGCCCUGCUGGUAAAUUUACUGGUGUGUCAGAUUUGAGCCCUGUGCUGAGUCGUCUUGGAUUACAGAAAUGCUGUAGUCAUCUCACUAAAUAUCAACUUUUUUAAAGGGAGAACUCACCCUAAAUCCCCUUUAUUUCCAAUUUUGAAACUCACAGUAAGAAAUAACUGACUUUUCAUAUAUCUCGUCAUCGUAAAAGUUAGCAUCAAUUAUCAUUUCUUAGUGUCAGGAAGUAUCAUAAAUGAAGCAGGGUAUGGCUCUAUGUAUGUGUGUGUGAGAGAGAGAUUUUUUUUAAUGGUGGCAGUUGAAAUUUGUGCAAAUUUACAGUUUGUCUGAUUUUCACCAAAUUUAACUGAAGUAUUCCUGUCAUCUAUGGUUUGGUCAUGGGCUAUGGUUGUACGUUGUUCCAGAGCAUAUUAUGUUUAUUGUCAAUGUUCUAAGAUGUUAUCAUGGUGGGUCCAAAGGAAAUACAAUGCAGAAGAUAUUUUGGCAUAAACCUGAUAAGCAAAGCUACUUUUGACAGUGUUGUAAAUUGAGAAAGUAUCCUAUCCCAUCAUAGAUGCACACAAUUAUUUUUUGUUUUUUUUGAAAGAACACACAAAUAUUUUAGAUCUGAUCUGCAUCAGAGUUUUGUUCAUGUAAUCCAGCCACACUUAUGGUCACUUACAAAGAUUUUCUUUUGCCUGCUUGAAUUUAUUAUUAAUAAAGCUUGUGAGGAAUGAAAUUAUUCUCUGGGUGUCAUAUAAUUUCACUUUGAGUUUUGGUGCAGUCAUUUCAAAUCAGUCACAGCACCAGGCUUGCGGUUCAGCUCUCAUGUUAAUGUGAUGAUAUGCAUACAUAUUGCUUUUUUGUGUUUUCACAGAAACGCUACAUUUUUACUGCUGUUUUACUCAUGGCCUUGAACUUGAUUGUGCGCAGCUUUCUGCUAUUUUUCCAUGCAUGUUCUGUGUUUUAACACCACCAUUAUAAAGUGCAACUGCAAACAAAAAUGCAAAAGAUAGGAGAGAGGAGAGAAAUGAAAAUGCUACAAGAAAAUUCAGGAAGGCAUUAUCACUAUUGUAAAUUAUUGUAAAAGAUUUGGUUUGAAAACUCACAGGUCUUGUUUAACUUCAUGUACAAUAUUAGAUAAAACUUUCACAGUUGUGGUUGGUACCUCUAAGUAAAGACAUCUUGUUCAGUCUGGUGAGGAAUUCAUACAGAAAACAGCCAGCGUUUCAUCCAUUACUAAGACACAAAACAUGGAAUUAUGCAAGCAAAAGAUAACUUCUGUAGUCCUAUUCAAAACCACUAAAUUUUUAAUCUUACCAAAGAAUAGAGCUUUGCACAAGUUCACAGCUGUAAACCAUCCACACUUGCAACUGUGUUUCCUUGUAAAUACCAUUAUGCAUUGUUUCAGCCAACCUCUGUGAAAUUUCAGACGAUUUGUAAUUAUGUAAGGUACUUUUUAGCUGCAGUGCAGAUAAUCUUUUCCACAUGCAGUCCGUGUUUUAAGAUAUCUGUACAUAUCUUGAGUCAGUCAGAGAGGUGUGGCACUUGUAAGAAACGAUUUUAGAAUGUACAUUUUUAAAAUUUGCUACCUUCAGGGGAAAGCUGCAUAGAACUUAUAUGAAAACUGGACUGUUGGCUGUUUGCUAAGACCAGCACUUACCCUUGCACAGAGUUGUAAGCCCUUUGACAGCCAGUAUUUGGAACCACAUUGAAAUUCAUAAUUUUAUUUGCAGACUUACAAUAACUGCAUUGCUUAGAUACCUUUCAACUUAUUUUUAUCUUUUUGGCAAGAAGUCAUUGACCUUCCCAUCCCAUGGCUUAAAGCUAAAAACCUGAAAUCACAACAGACUAAAGAUUGUGUUUUUGUACCUCCAUCGUCACAAGAGCUUACAUCAUUUGCUCUUCAUGUUGAUUGUGAAUCAGCAAGCCCACUUGGCUUGGGGCCUCACUCAAAAUGAUAACUGGGAAAGUUAGUCUGCAAGCAGUCUUAGAUAAGAUAAACAUCUGUGGUAAUAGGGAUGGCAUACCUGCAGUGAGGUGCGGGUGUGUAGCUAGCCUUGCCUUUAUGCAUCCGAGAUGCAUUUGGUUUGGUAAAGUUGACAGAGUUCUUUGUGUACAUAAGGCACUGAAUGUGUGAUGUGUACCCAGAAUGCAAAGUUGAAGGCCACAUAGUGAUGGUGUGCAUAGCCCAAGAGGGACACCUUUCAUGAUGUACAGAGUAUGGUUGUAGUUUUCAUGAUGCAUAAACCCCAUUCUGUCACCAGUAAAAUCGGCUUUCAGUUACAGCUUGUGCAUUUUAUUUUGAGCUAAACUGGCAGGUUAUCUUAUGACCAUCAAACUGCAACUUCUGCUUUUCUUCUUAAAUUUUAAAUGGUCAGUAUCUGACCACCAUAUGACUUAAAAAUUUCUAUAAGCCUUGUAAGAGAGAGACAAAAGGCCUAGGUGAUGUUAAAGUGGAUUUUCUAGUUAGCUACUUUGAGUUGUAUCCAAUUAUGUGUUUUAUUUUUGUUUUGUUUUGGUGUGUAGAUAUUCAACAAAUGUUUUCAAUUGAGUGCUGUAAUUUUUUGCAUUUGAGCGAGCUCGAACAUAAGUGGAAGAAUUUAUUUUUAUUGCUACUGUUUGGUUCAGCAUAUAUUUAAAUGUUGUGCGAUACUGAGAGACUUUAGAGGUAUUGUCUUUGAAUGGUGUAUCAUUCUCAGAAAGUCACUUUCCUUUGUGACUAAAUUUUGUACAAAUAGCUCCGUUUAGUGUUGGUGACUUGUGUUCAAGUACUACCAUGUAACAUUGCUGUGUUUUAUAUUGAUUUUUAAAUACUUUGGGUAGAUACAUUUCUCAUGAUUAAGAGCACUUGGGAUAAAAUAAAUACUUAAGUGCAAAGGUCACUUGAGUGUCAGAACAUUUUGAUUUUUUUAAUGUUUCUUUUCACAUUGAAGUCUUAAUAUAUCUUGGUGUUCUCAUAAAGUCGUUUAGAAGACGAAAGAAUAAAGAGAAUGAGGAAGA